Molecule: messenger RNA, 3839 nt
Organism: Sus scrofa (pig)
Lineage: Eukaryota; Metazoa; Chordata; Mammalia; Artiodactyla; Suidae
Source: RefSeq, a predicted model, not a curated record
GCUGCGGCUCCGCGCGGCCUGCAGUCCCGGGCUCGCGCCCCGCGCCGCCCGCUCGCCAGCCCGCCCGCCAUGGAGCCCGGCCCCGACGGCCCCGCAGCUCCCGGCCCCGCUGCCAUCCGCGAGGGCUGGUUCCACGAGACGUGCAGCCUGUGGCCCGGCCAGGCCCUGUCUCUUCAGGUGGAGCAGCUGCUACAUCAUCAACGCUCGCGGUACCAGGAUAUCCUCGUCUUCCGCAGUAAGAGCUAUGGCAACGUGCUGGUGUUGGACGGCGUCAUCCAGUGCACCGAGAGAGAUGAAUUCUCCUACCAGGAGAUGAUAGCCAACCUGCCCCUUUGCAGCCACCCCAACCCUCGCAAGGUGCUGAUCAUCGGGGGCGGGGAUGGGGGCGUCCUGAGGGAGGUGGUCAAGCACCCCGCCGUGGAGUCCGUGGUCCAGUGCGAGAUUGAUGAGGAUGUCAUUCAGGUCUCUAAGAAGUUCCUGCCAGGCAUGGCUGUCAGCUACUCUAGCUCAAAGCUGACCCUGCAUGUGGGCGACGGUUUUGAGUUCAUGAAACAGAACCAGGACGCCUUCGACGUCAUCAUCACGGACUCCUCAGACCCCAUGGGCCCUGCCGAGAGUCUCUUCAAGGAGUCCUACUACCAGCUCAUGAAGACUGCCCUCAAGGAGGAGGGCAUCCUGUGCUGCCAGGGUGAGGGGCCGCCCUUGGGGGGAGGGGGCGGGGAAGGGCCUGCGGGUGCUGACAACGCUGCCGCCUCCUGCCCCAUACCCAGGCGAGUGCCAGUGGCUGCACCUAGACCUCAUCAAGGAGAUGCGGCAGUUCUGCAAGUCGCUCUUCCCCGUGGUGGACUAUGCCUACUGCACCAUCCCCACCUACCCCAGCGGCCAGAUCGGCUUCAUGCUCUGCAGCAAAAACCCAAGCACCAACUUUCGGGAGCCCGUGCAGCUGCUGACGCAGAAGCAGGUGGAGCAGAGGCAGCUGAGAUACUACAACUCGGACGUGCACCGGGCGGCCUUUGUCCUGCCCGAGUUUGCCCGUAAGGCCCUGAAUGAUGCGGACUGAGCCCAGGUGCCGCUGCCGCCAAGCCCAGGACCUCGGCCGGGGAGCCUCCCACCAGCCCAGUGUCACAGGCCCCAGAACGCUGGGCGGACUGUCUGUCCUUCCUGGUGUGGCAUUCAGCCUCCAAGCCUAUGCCAGCUGUGUACAGCACCACCUCCGCCUUCUGUCACCCCUCACUCACCAAACACGUGUAUUUAUAACAAAAUUCCGAAUUGUGUGUCCCUGGAACUCCAGUGGCCCCAGGUAGGGCUCCUGGGUGUGGCAGAUUCUGCACUGGCCACGCCGGCAGGCCUCUGAGUAUCUGCUGCGUGAGUGAGCAGGCCUGCCUCCCUGUGUAACCUUCCACUGGCCCUUUGACCUCUGUGGUCCCCAGAGACCCAGCAGCUGUUAAACUGGACCCCAGUCUGUCCUGAGAAGCUGCCUUGGUCCUUGCUUCACCAAGCCCCAUACGAGGUUGGUGGUGACAGGCCCAUGGGGCUGGGGCUGGAGGGUUGUCAAAAUCAAAGAGCCUUCUUUUCUCCUGGGCUGCAGAAGAUUUGGGGCCAGGUCCGAUCCUGGGAUGGAUAUUAGCAGUCACCCCAGAGGCAGCUGGCCGGAGCAUGGUUGGGCUGGCACAUCAGGUGCCUUGACUUGGCUCAGAUUUCAGACCUGGUUCAAGUUCUGCCUGCCCCCCUCAAUGAGUGUACCCUCUGGCAAAUUCCUAGAAGCUCCCCCCUCCCCAGUCUUGAGAACUUGAGAAAGCAAGCAUGUGUGACCCAUACCGUGACUCUGGGCACAGCACUGUCCCCUCUCCAAGGUGCUGAACCUACAGACACCCCAGCCCUCCUAGCUGCCAGGACCCCAGGCUCUGGUGCUGGGACAGGAGCCACCAUAGCCAGAUACAGACUAGCAGACGAGGCCCCUGGUCCACUCCCAACUUCGCAGGGAAGGUCCCUGCUCCUUGGAAAUGCUAGCAUCACCAGCCCCACCCCACACCUGCCCUUGGCAGAGACCUGGCCAGAGGAUGUGCUCACCCGGGAAGCUGGGAGGCAGGGAGCGUGCAGGGCAAGGCAGUGGCCCCAACCUAAUGGUGGUUUGAUAACCCCUCCAGCCUCGCCCUUACCCUGCACCACCACCCUGGAGCCCUCAUUUAUCAGGGGCCAGGGCUGUGGUCAAAAUGAGGAUGGAGAGCAGGGGUCCAGCUAUGUCGCCAGCUCCCCUGUGGCCUCAGGCCAGUCACCUGUCCACUCUGGGCUUUGGCUGCUCUGCCCUCAUCAAGCCACUGCACUGAGCACCUUUCAAUAUUCCUCCCUGGUCAGACCCCGAGCGGGCCUCCCCUUCUGCCCCAGAGUCCUGCUGUUCCUAAGGAGGCUGGGUGGAGUCAGGGCUUGUCUGGGCUGCAAGGCAAAUUCCAGGCCAAGGAAGCUAAACUUGAUGAUCCCCAAGGAAGUGCUAGUCACUCCACCUGCCCGGGGCUGUGCUAGGCUGGCUUCCCAGGAGCCACCUUGCUUGGUCUGCGUCUGCACCCUGGGGCUCCCAGGAGGGGCGCGGGCCAAGACCUCCACUCAGCAGCCCUGCCCACGGCCCAUCUUCUGACCAGGCCCUGGGAACAUCUAUACGAGGACACCCAGGGAGUGAAGGUGGGUCUCCAGGCCUGGGUCACGUGGACUGAGCCACUCAAUCCUGACUGAGUUACCCCGGGUGUGAAAUGAGAUAACCCGUGUCCCGCGGUGCUCACUGAGCUGGUGGAAGUCAGGUUCAUUUAUCGGGCUAGGACUGCAGAGGAAGAGGGGAGGGUGCAGGCAGCAGAGGUGCCUGCAAGGAUGCCUGGCCUGGAAAGUCGGAGUCUGCAGUACACCCCACUGCUUCCCCAACAUCUGCGCACAGGGACGCACCUGGAGGGGGUGGAGGUGGAGGACAGGCCCUGGACCCCACAUCUGGGUGGAUGUGAUGUAGACACAGACAGAGCCACUGAAGCGGAAGCAGGCGGACAGGACACAGGUCCUGGACGCCCGGCAGCAGGUCAUGAACAGGCUGUGCCUGCAGCAGGGAGAAAGUAAAAAUCCUUUCUGGAGUGGUGAAGUUCAGGUGUUCAAGUGUCCUGCCCCUGGUUUCAGGACUCAAAAUAGUUCACACGUGGAUUGUUAGAAGAUAAAGAGCAGCCCCCCCCUCCCCCGCUGCCCCAUUUUUCUCCCUGGAGGCAGUCUGUGUGCCUCUGUUAGCUGAUUAUUUUGGUAUUUACUGUCAAGUCUCUAAUAUGCUUGUAUUCCUGCUUUCAUGACUUGUCAGUUUUAGUUGGAGUCUGUUGCUUUUCCACUGGGAAGAUGAGGCUUUGGCUCUUCGCUGCCCUGCCCCCAUCACAGGGAACAGUCGUGGUUGGCUCAGCAGUCAGUAUUUGCACCAGUUUCCACUUUGCAAAUGCCGGUGGCAGCUGAGAUGAGCUGAGUUAUGGUGUUAAAAAUCAUAACUUUUUAAAAUUUCCGGGAUAGCUGCUUGUUCUCCCUGGGGGCUUUUUAAAAAUUUACUCAAUUUUUAAUAUGUUGAUCACUAAUUUAGCCCCAAACUUUUUACCAACCUGCUAAAACUCGGGAUCUUUGGACCCAACACUUCUGAGGUUCUGGUCAAUACACUCAUCAAUUUUUUUUUAUUGUGAGAGUCUAAGUAAUUUACUUAGUCUCAUUGUAAUUUCUAAUUCACCAUCAUAUUUGCUGGAAUGUUCAGUGAUACGAAGUAUUAACAUGCAUUUCUUCAUUAUGAGUUGUACCAUACUGUAAAUAACACUCACUUAGGAAAAAUAACUACU